Molecule: messenger RNA, 1246 nt
Organism: Tupaia belangeri chinensis (Chinese tree shrew)
Lineage: Eukaryota; Metazoa; Chordata; Mammalia; Scandentia; Tupaiidae
Gene: CD7
Product: CD7 molecule
Exons: 4
Coding region: 296-979 (227 amino acids)
Biological process (GO): adaptive immune response
Cellular component (GO): membrane
Molecular function (GO): signaling receptor activity
Source: RefSeq, a predicted model, not a curated record
GGGACAUGUAGGCCCAUGGUGCAUGGUCCCCUGCACGCCUGCACGCAGCAGCGCAGGUACCACCAGAUCUGCCCCUCCUAAGAACCGGGGGAAGGGACAGGCCCGGUGGCACUAGGGACGCAGAGUCAGGGAGGGGACAAGGAGAGGGCCCGCCCACCUUGCUGGCCCCGCCUCCCUUCCUCUCCCCCUCAGCAACCUCUGGGAAGCCUCUCUGACCCCGUCACUGCCUGCUGCUCUAGCCCCACCUCCGCCCAGGAUCAGCGGGAGGCAGUCUUCAGUCACUGUCACUGUCACCAUGGGUGGUGCCUGGCGCCACAGUGGGAAGGCCUGCUGUCACCUUCGCUGGGCCGUGAGGAGCAUGGUCUGGCUCCCGCUGCCCCUUCUCCUGGUGCUCGUCCUGCCUGGGGCUCUGGGCGCCCAAGAGGUGCAGCAGACCCCCCGCUAUGUGGUCGCCCCGGAGGGGGGCUCCGUGAGCCUCACCUGCUCCACCCGCGGGCCGCUGCUGGGGCUCUACCUGGAGCCGCACUGGCCCCGGGUCGCAAACGCCAUCUACUACGAGGACGGGAAGGAGCCCACCGUGGAUGAGCGCUUCCACCGCCGUGUCAGCUUCUCGGGGUCACAGGGCAACCUGACCAUCACCCUGCACCACCUGCAGCUGGCUGACUCGGGUGCCUACACCUGCCAGCCCAUCACAGAAGGCCAUAGCCUUAGCCCUAGACCGAAAGCCAGCACGCUGGUCGUGGUGACAGAAAAACCGUCUGGAGGGGCACACAGAUGCCAAGAGUCCCUUGCCCUCCCGGCCGGCCUCGCUGUGGUCUCCUUCCUCGUCGGGCUGAGCCUGGGUCUGGUGUGUGUGCUCAGAAGGACACAGAUGCAGGACGCCUGUCGGCGGACAGACAGACGCUCGGCCUGCGUGGUGUAUGAGGACAUGUCCUGUACCCGCCCCAACGCGCUGUCCAGCCCCAACCUGUACCAGUGAGCCGGCGGGCACCGUGGGCCCUGCCUCGCCGCCCCAAGCACUGCCCGGUGGAGCUCGCCAGGCCCGGCCAGCCCAGCCGGGCUGGGAGCCCCCUUCAGGAAGCCUCCGAGGCGACGAGUCUGUACCAGGGCCAGGCGGGCUUCUCCGUUGGGCCAGCUCUAGCCCUGGGCCUCUCGCCCUCCGGCAGGCGCCCAAGCCAGGGCGGCCCAGCAGAGGGGUGAGAGGAGCGCACCUGCCUUGGCAGAAAUAAAACACUGUUCUUCCCUG